Molecule: messenger RNA, 2412 nt
Organism: Leptopilina heterotoma
Lineage: Eukaryota; Metazoa; Arthropoda; Insecta; Hymenoptera; Figitidae
Gene: Klp64D
Product: kinesin-like protein KIF3A
Exons: 9
Coding region: 167-2212 (681 amino acids)
Biological process (GO): microtubule-based movement
Molecular function (GO): microtubule motor activity; microtubule binding; ATP binding
Source: RefSeq, a predicted model, not a curated record
CGUUGGAAACAUCGAUCCAUUUGUUUAUGGGGUCGUCUGCUAAAAAUUGUACUUCUUUUUUGAAGCUACUUUUUUUCAUCCCUCGAUUCCCUCGGAAUUUUAAAGAAAAUUUUAUUACUAUGCAGUGAAUUUGUGCAUUUUAUUAGUGUCUAUAGUAAAUUCAACGAUGCCUGGAACUGCGCAGGAUAAUACGACUGAACUCGGCGAAAUUGAAAAUGUCCGUGUUGUCGUACGUGUUCGUCCUUUACAUGGCAAAGAAUUGGAACAACAUUGCAAAAUAAUAACGAAAGUUGAUACAUUAAAUGCCGAAAUAACAGUUGAAAAUACAAAUGCAACGCAUGGAGAGCCGCCAAAAGUAUUUUCAUUUGAUGCAGUUUUUGAUACAAACACGAGUCAAGUUGAUAUUUACAAUGAAACCGCACGGCCAAUUGUUGAUAAAGUUCUGCAAGGGUACAAUGGAACAAUAUUUGCCUAUGGACAAACGGGAACCGGUAAAACUUAUACAAUGUCCGGGGCAAAAACUUCGCCACAAUUACGCGGUAUCAUUCCAAAUACGUUUGCCCAUAUUUUCGGUCACAUCGCCAAGGCUGAUGAAAAUCAAAAGUUCCUAGUGAGAGCUACUUAUUUGGAAAUUUAUAAUGAGGAAGUUAGAGAUUUGCUGGGAAAGGAUCAGAAUACAAGACUUGAAGUGAAAGAGAGGCCAGAUAUUGGAGUUUUUGUUAAAGAUUUAAGUGGAUACGUUGUUAAUAAUGCCGAUGAUUUAGACAGAAUUAUGACACUUGGCAACAAAAAUCGUGUGGUGGGAGCGACAGCAAUGAAUGUUUCGAGUUCGAGAUCACAUGCGAUAUUUUCAAUUACCGUGGAAUCUAGUCAACCUGGUGAGGAUGGUGAACAGCAUGUGAAAAUGGGAAAACUCCAUUUGGUUGAUUUGGCUGGUUCUGAGCGUCAGAGCAAGACGAAAGCAAGUGGAGUUCGUUUGAGGGAAGCGACAAAAAUUAAUUUAUCACUUUCAACAUUAGGUAAUGUUAUUUCCGCCCUUGUCGAUGGUCAAAGUUCCCAUGUGCCUUAUAGAAAUUCGAAGUUGACAAGAUUGCUGCAAGAUUCCCUGGGUGGUAAUUCGAAAACUCUAAUGUGCGCAAAUAUCAGUCCAGCGGACUUAAAUUAUGACGAGACUAUAAGUACAUUGCGAUAUGCGAAUAGAGCGAAAAAUAUAAAGAACAGAGCGAGAGUGAAUGAGGAUCCAAAAGAUGCUCUUCUUCGGCAAUUUCAAGUUGAAAUUGAACAAUUGCGAAAACAAUUGGAGGAAAAUUCUGGCGAACUUUCUGAUACUGAAGUGGAAACUGACGAGUCUGAAGAAAAUGGUAGUGGAGAGUCGAAAAGGGAGAGAAAAUCACGACAUCGUAGGAGUCAAAUGAUGACAAUGGAGGAACUCGACGAUGCAGUUGAAGAUGGAGAGAAAGUUGAUAAGGCUGAGAAAGAUGACAAAUUUUCCGACGAUCACGAUGUUAAUGAACUUAAACGCACACAGAGUGAGAAGGAGGCGUUAAGAGAAAAAAUGCAGAAUUUACAGAAUAAAAUUCUGGUUGGCGGUGAGAAUUUAUUGGAAAAAGCUGAGGCGCAAGAGCGAUUACUGGCGGCAUCGGCAAUUGAAUUAGAGGAGAGAAAGAGUCGUGAGGAACAAUUGAAGAAGGCAAUUGAGGAAAAGGAAGCUGAACGAAUUGAUAUUGAGGAGAAGUAUUCAUCGUUACAGGAAGAGGCUGCGGGUAAAACAAAAAAAUUGGCGAGAAUUCAGACAAUGUUGUUGUCAGCGAAAGCUGAACUUUCCGAUUUACAAGAGGAGCAUCAACGCGAAAUGGAAGGACUCUUGGAAUGUGUCAGGGGCAUUGGAAGGGAAUUACAAUUGCAGGAACUUAUUCUAAAUAGUUAUAUUCCCGCGCAAUAUCAGACUAUGAUUGAGAGAUAUGUCCAUUGGAAUGAGGACAUUGGUGAAUGGCAACUAAAGUGCGUUGCUUAUACUGGAAAUAAUAUGAGAAAAGCACAAGCCGCACCUGCAGUUGGAACCAAUAAAGACCAAACACUUCCGGAUUUAUCGAAUAUUUUCCUCUCGUAUAAUACUGAGUCGGAAACGAAUUUAGCUCCGCCAAAAAGAAAUAGAAGUCGAUCUGGAGUCCCGAGACCGACUACGGCUCAUCGACGAACACCUCUUCAAUAAUUAUUCAAAAAUUAUUUAUUUCACAAUCACUAGAUAUGCAUUUUUAGAGAAUAUUUUUGCUUAUAGUAUAUAUAAUAACUCUUAAAUUUUCGAACAAAGAAAAAAUUAUAGAGUGAAUAUAAUUAAUUCUAUCGAUGGUUGCAAUACUAUAAAAUAAUUUUUGUUAUUUUUUUUUUAAUGGAAAAAAUUCUUUUUUUUUU